This is a messenger RNA of Quercus lobata, 787 nucleotides long. Its product is annotated as VQ motif-containing protein. The transcript has a single exon. Lineage: Eukaryota; Viridiplantae; Streptophyta; Magnoliopsida; Fagales; Fagaceae. Bases 130 to 741 code for a protein of 203 amino acids. The record is from RefSeq and is a predicted model, not a curated record.
UCUCUUUGUAGAAUAUAAAUCCUCACCUUUCAGGACUCCAUUCCCGCUUUCUUUCACGUUCCCUCACUCACAAAGACACAUUAUCUCUCCCUUUCUCUCUCUCUCUCUCUCUCUCUCUCUCUCUCUCUCAUGGCUUCCACCAACAGCAACAACAACAACAACAACAUGAACUCACCAAGCUAUAUGUCAUCAGACCCAACCUCACCCAACACCACCUUUGUCCAAGCCGACCCAUCAACUUUCCGAGCCGUGGUCCAGAAACUAACCGGAGCCCCGGAAGACCCAUCAGCCCAAAAGCUCCCUCUCAACCACAAACCCCACCACCUCUCCGCCACCGAAAUGGGUCCCAGAAAAUCCACCUUCAAACUCCACGAGCGCAGACUCGCCACCAAAAAGCUCGAGCUCAAGUUCAACCCAGGCCUAAACCCAUUCGGCCCAUCACCAUCAUCUUCAUCUUCUCCGUCUGGGCCUUACUUGAGGCCCAUGAUCUUCUCCCCAGUCUCGCCAUUGGAGCUGGAGCUCUACGCGCGUGGAAGUCCACGCACGCCGCGUGAAGUAGUGGAGGAAGAAGAAGAGAGAGCAAUUGCUGAGAAAGGGUUCUAUAUGCAUCCGAGUCCACUCACUACUCCACGUGGCUCGGACCCUCCCGAGCUUCUGCCUUUGUUUCCUCUCCAUUCUCCUACUAAUACACAUACCAUUAGCAGCGACAACAUUCAAAAUCUUUCUUCUUCUCCUUCUUAAUUUUGUAACAUAAUCAUCAUAUAAAUUUUAUUUUAUUUUAUUUUAU